This is a messenger RNA of Stylophora pistillata, 993 nucleotides long. RefSeq lists its product as uncharacterized. Gene Ontology annotation, molecular function: sequence-specific DNA binding. Lineage: Eukaryota; Metazoa; Cnidaria; Anthozoa; Scleractinia; Pocilloporidae. The record is from RefSeq and is a predicted model, not a curated record.
AUGGCGGAAAAGAAGAAGUCCGUAAGGAAAGGUGGGCGCUAUUGUGUCGCCGAAGUGCCUAACAAUUCAGAGCUGUACGAACACCAGCUACACGCCAGGCAUCUCGAUGCACCAAUUUCCUGUGGAUCGCGUUUUGAGAGAGAAAUGGGUGAAAUUCGUGCAACGGCACCGAGUGGAUUUCAAAGAGUGGAUUUCAAAGAGCCGAUUUCAAAGCAUGCCUCAUUGUGUUCGGUCCAUUUUGAGCGAAGCUGUUACGAGAACAGAAUGGCUUUCACGAUGGAGGGCAUGGAAAACACGAAGCGGAAUAGAGUUCUGAUCAAGGGUUCUAUCCCCACAAUACACGCAGUUGUGCCAGAAGUUUCCGAAGAAUUGACGGAUCGCAAGAAGCGUCAGUUGAGACGUGAUGCACUGACAGAGUAUGAGACGAAAGAAAAAAAGAGGAGAGUGGAGGAGGCUAGAGAAUCAAGUUGUAACCUACUAGAUUUUCACGACGUUGUAGAUGACGGAGGUGAGAAAAAUAUUUGCCCCGAUUCAACUCACACCCAUGUGAGCCCAAGUUCCACUGCCACCAGAGUUACAAUUGCUGCUCCUCCGCUGGCAUGUUCUACCCCUAUAACUUCACCACUUGCCUCAAUAUCUGCAAGUACAACUCUGAUCGAUGAGACGCCUCUGUCCGCUGUCACUCCAUCCCGAAGCUCAACUCCACUGUUAGGCAGCUCCUGUGUAGACUGCACACACAAGAAAAAGGUGAGAACCUUACAAAAACAAGUGAGACGCUUGAAGACAGCAGUCAAGGAACAGAAAAAGGAGAUAAGGGAGCUGAAAAGUGUAAGUGCUGAAAUAAACCAUUCUGGUCUUUUGUAUAUUCUCACGUACCUUUGCAUCAAUUAGAAAAUUUUUGUCCGUAUUCAUCAUGCAUCAAGAAAUUUUUAUGCAUUUGUGAAUAACUCUAACAUACGUGUUAAUGAUUUGUCAGCCAUGUAGAUAAUAAGU